AUGGAUGCAACCCCUGAUACAGGAUUCUUCACCUCUAUACCCCCCCUGCCAACAUCAACUCCUCAUAGAAAUCUGCUCUUCUUCUUGGAGUACUUGAACAACUCUGUAAUUGUGGAUCAUUACAAUUAUACAGGAAAACUGAAGAACCGCUGUGAGGGCCUGAAGCCGGAGAGCAUUGUCUUCCUGGUGGUGUGUCUGUUCAUUGUGCUGGAGAAUGCGGUGGUGCUCAUUGCCAUCUGGAAAAACAAAAAGUUCCACUUGCCCAUGUACUAUCUUCUGGGGAACUUGACCCUUUCAGACCUGUUAGCUGGAAUCACCUACAUGGCCAACAUUGUAAUGUCUGGACCGAACUCUCUAAAACUCACCCCUCUGCUGUGGUUCAUCAGAGAAGGUGGAGUCUUCAUCACUCUUGCUGCAUCUGUCAUCAGUUUACUGGCUAUUGCCAUAGAACGCCACGUUACUAUGGUAACCAUGAGGCCAUAUCAUGGUGCAAAGAAAGGCCGGAUGCUGGCACUCAUUGGGGCAAGUUGGGCCCUCUCAGGGUUUUUGGGAAUCUUGCCGAUUUUGGGUUGGAACUGUAUGCACCGACUGGAGCAGUGCUCAACAGUCCUGCCACUCUACACUAAGAGCUACAUCCUUUUCUGUGUGUCUGUCUUUAUUGCAGUCCUACUCGCCAUUGUGGUACUGUAUAUUCGAGUUUUCCGCAUUGUCCGCAAUAACACACAGCGUCAGAGACUGACAUUCACAGGGAGUGUUAGAAAAGGUUUAGCCCGAAAGUCCCAGAAGUACAUCGCUCUCCUGAAAACGGUCACCAUUGUUUUGGGGGUUUUCAUCGCUUGCUGGAUGCCCCUCUUUAUCCUGCUCCUCCUGGACUUUGUCUGCCCUACAGGCAGCUGUAGGGUGCUCUACAAAGUGGAUUAUUUCCUGGGAGUUGCCAUCGUCAACUCCCUUCUCAAUCCCAUAAUCUACACACUGACUAGUAAAGACAUGAGACGAGCCAUCCUCCGGCUGCUCUGUAGACCAUGUUUAAUGACCAGCGACGGUCAGGUUAAGAAGCUUGGCAUACCUUUCCUUGAGUGCAGCUUCAGCAAAAGUGAAGUAGCGUCACAGAACUUGGCACACUGCGAUGGAGGAGCGGAUCUGGCUUACUUGUUAUUGCAACAAACUUCUGAGUCUGACACAUCUCCGCUGAGAGAGAAUUCCUGGGCUGGUAAACUGGAGGCUCCUCUUCCACGUUUCUCACUUGACCCUUUACCGCUAAGGGGCCAGUCAACAGGCUUACUUCUUACCAGCCAUGACUGGAAACGACCAUGGAUCCUUUCAGAUAAUCAGACUGGACUGUCUUGA
This is a messenger RNA of Knipowitschia caucasica, 1347 nucleotides long. Lineage: Eukaryota; Metazoa; Chordata; Actinopteri; Gobiiformes; Gobiidae. The record is from the annotation of a GenBank genome assembly.